GAUCCGACAAGCCAUAAGUAACCGAAAAAAAAAAUUAAAAAUCCUGUCUUUUCUUUUUUUCCGCUUGGAUUUUGCGAUGGCGAAGAGGAUUCACCUGACGGAACUAGGCUGCAUCGCGUGCGAAGAACUCAGCGAGCUCGGUGCGGGCAAGGAAGGGUGGCUCGUGAACAGCCCAAACCUUCUUUGCGCACUCGAUUCCCACUCUAUAGCCUUAGCCAAUCGAUUUCUCAUCCUGAUUGUGAAUUGGGGUGAUCCUGAUGCGCCUCGCGUUAAGAUCAGACCCGAUCUAUCUCCGAUUGAGGCGGAAUCGAUAACGGCGAUCGAGUGGUUGGUAUUUGACGAUGUCAGAGUCGUCGUUGCAGGGACUUCCUGUGGAUAUCUCCUAGUUUACUCUAUUGCCGGUGAUCUGAUUCAUAAGCAGAUGGUACAUCCAAGCCGUAUCUUGAAACUAAGAGUGCGAGGAACUAAGAAAGAUUUGAUGCAAGAGACAUCCUCUGAGGAGAUUUGCGUUGUAUUGCCUGGUAUUAUUGCCCGCUUUGAUGGCUCUAACAUUCAGAGUAUGCUUCAGAAAUGGGUUCAAGAAAAAAAUUCAAACUUUUGGGACCAAAAUAAUAGAAAGGGAGAACCAGAAGAUAGUGGUAGUUUGUACCAAAGAUUACCGUAUCAGAUAUGGAGUGUCAACAAGAAUGGUGUGUGUGUUGAUGCUACUGUCACUGGCAUAAUGCCUCCUCCAUUACUGGAACAUCAGUCAAGUCAACGUUAUUAUUGUGCAGUGACCAUUGGAGAGGAUGCUGUAAUCUCAGCUUACAGGCUAUCUGAAGAUAGAGGUAGAUCACUUGUUGGAGCGCUUCUAUCAAAGGUUGUGCCUGCAGCUGCUUCAACCAUAGCUUCUUUUUCUAAACUGAUCUGGAGAAGUAAUGAUCAAUCACCAAAGCGAAAGCCAGAAGCCAAGACUCAGUCAUUUGCUCGAGCGUCGUCUUUGACAUGUAUAAAAGACUAUCCAAGAAAAGGUGAGAAGCUCACAUUAUCUCCAAGUGGGACAUUAGCUGCGAUAACAGAUUCUCUUGGUCGAAUACUUCUGCUAGACACGCAAGCUCUCGUGGUUGUCCGACUAUGGAAGGUUUGUUUUAACAUCCUAAAUACUUCUUCCAGUCUACUUUCUUUAAAAAAAUCAAAACAUUCUUUUCUAAAGGGUUAUCGUGACGCGAGCUGCGUGUUCAUGGAGAUGUUAGCCAAAAAAGAUAAAGGAAAAUCUGUAAUUCACACAGAGCCGGUGAAAAGCGAUUACUGUCUAUGCUUAGCCAUUCACGCGCCGCGCAAAGGCAUCAUCGAGGUGUGGCAGAUGAGAACGGGGCCGCGGCUUCUAACGAUUCAAUGUGCUAAAGGUAGCAAACUGUUGCAGCCUGCAUACAGGUUUGGAUCAAAUUCUUCAGCUUCUCCUUACAUUCCUCUUGAAGUCUUCUUACUCAAUGGAGAUUCCGGCCAACUCUCUAUGCUCAACCGAUCUCUAUCUUAAAUAUCUCUCUUAACGUUUACCAUUUUUAAUAGCUUUCUCCAUUUGUUCCUUUUUUCACAAACCUUUUGUGUAUAGCUAAGCCAAUUGUCUAACUGAGAUUAUAAGAGCAGUUGAUGGUUUCUAAUCAAGAGAUAUUCAGUGUAUAUGCUUAAUGUGUAGUCAGUGUAUAUGCUUUUCUUUUCUUUUUUAUCUUUUGAUAUAAAUUGUAUUUGAUCUUAUGAGGGAUUCUAACUACAGAUA
Eutrema salsugineum is the source of this 1756-nucleotide messenger RNA. Its product is annotated as rab3 GTPase-activating protein non-catalytic subunit. NCBI's taxonomy places the organism in Eukaryota, Viridiplantae, Streptophyta, Magnoliopsida, Brassicales, Brassicaceae. The coding region runs from base 77 to 1516 and encodes 479 amino acids. The record is from RefSeq and is a predicted model, not a curated record. Gene Ontology annotation, biological process: regulation of GTPase activity. The transcript is spliced from 7 exons.